This is a messenger RNA of Papaver somniferum (opium poppy), 399 nucleotides long. RefSeq lists its product as uncharacterized. The coding region runs from base 1 to 399 and encodes 132 amino acids. The record is from RefSeq and is a predicted model, not a curated record. NCBI's taxonomy places the organism in Eukaryota, Viridiplantae, Streptophyta, Magnoliopsida, Ranunculales, Papaveraceae. The transcript has a single exon. Gene Ontology annotation, molecular function: nucleic acid binding; RNA-DNA hybrid ribonuclease activity.
AUGGAUCCCUCCUCUGUUGGAUGGAUAAAAUGUAAUACUGAUGGUGCUUAUGAUGACAUUUCUGGAGCUAAUGGUGCAGGAUAUGUGAUGAGAUAUUUCUCCAAUAAAGCUUCCUUUUGUGCUUCCCUGGUCUUUGAUGUUUUGUCUGUUGAAGAAGCUGAAGCCAGAGCUAAUUGGGCAGUCCUGAAGAAAGCCUUGGAGCAAUAUUUAACUCAUGUCAUUGUGGAAAGUGAUGCUAAGACUCUGAUCGACCAAUUUUCCGCUGGCCAGUUCGAUGGAGAUUCGCGUACGGAUGCUAUUUUCAAAGACAUUCAUUUUUUCUCUUCUAAAUUAGUAUCUUGUAUCUUUAGUUUCCAACCACGUGUUUGUAAUUCUGUAGCCCAUGAUCUAGCUCAAUAG